Thyridium curvatum is the source of this 621-nucleotide messenger RNA. RefSeq lists its product as uncharacterized. Lineage: Eukaryota; Fungi; Ascomycota; Sordariomycetes; Thyridiales; Thyridiaceae. Gene Ontology annotation, molecular function: RNA binding. The transcript is spliced from 2 exons. Gene Ontology annotation, biological process: RNA processing. Gene Ontology annotation, cellular component: nucleolus. The coding region runs from base 1 to 621 and encodes 206 amino acids. The record is from RefSeq and is a predicted model, not a curated record.
AUGGCUGCCCCAACAGUCGACUUGCUCGACGAUGAGGUUGAAAAGCUUCUCAGAGAUGCUGAGCUGCGCUUGGCAUCGAAGCAAGCACCGCCAGAAAAGAGCCUGAUCAAGCCUCAAGACCACUCCACCGCCUUGACUACUGUUCCUUCCACCGCCGACAAGACUCAGGCCGCCGACAAGAAAGCAAAGCAGUCCUCCGCAGGAUUGACGGUACGAACACCCGAGCUGGAUGCUAAGAAGAAUAAGGGUGUCGCCGAGAACGCUGGACCGGAUUGGUACAACAUGCCGCGCACAAACCUCACCGAGGAUCUCAAGAAAGAUCUGCAAGUGCUCCGCCUCCGUUCUGUACUUGAUUCAAAGAAGUUCUUCAGGAAGGACACGCGCCAGAAAUUGGUACCGGACUUUUGCCAGCGCGGAACUAUCAUUGAGGGACCGACCGAGUAUUACAGCGCCCGUCUGACACGGAAGGAGAGAAAACGAACGAUUGUGGAAGAAGUCCUGGCUGCCGAUGAUGCCAAUGCCAAAUUCAAGACGAGAUACGAUGACAUUCAGACACGGAAGAGCAGCGGCAAGAAGGGCCAUUACAAGAAGCUGGUCGCUGCUCGCCGAAAGCGGAGGUGA